AUGCGCUUUCAAGUGGCGAGACCAAAGGCCAUGGAAUUGGCGCGCGCAGACAAGGAAGAGGAGACUACAAAGGCCAGCAAGAAGAAGAGGAAGUUGGAAGACACAGAUAUGGAAGAUGAUGACAACGUCAGGCAUACGCGAUCGCGGCAGACGCGAACUAGGAGCCAGCGCAACGGAGGCAGAGCUGGGUCGCCAAUGGUCGUCGCGGAUAGCGAAGACGACGGCGACGACGAUUUCAUGCCAGACGGCAUGGUCAAGUGUCCGAUGUGCAGCAAGCCAAUGAAGGAAGAGCUGGUCUACAACCAUCUGGACAUAUGCACUGGGCCAGAGAAUUCGCAAGGGCGUAGCACCCGGUCAAGGACUAAGACCGCAUUCCCACCCGCCUUCCAAAUUCGAAAGAAAGACCCCUCGCCCCCACCGACGAGAUUAUCCCAACUCAACUACGCUAUGCUCACGGAGACCAAGUUGCGGAAGAAACUGCAAGACAUCGGCAUACCUACUUGGGGUUCAAAAGAUCUGAUGAGGCGGCGGCAUAUCGAAUGGCUCAAUAUCUACAAUUCGAAUUGCGACGCUGACGAAAGUGUGCGGAAGAGCAAGAGGCAGCUGUUGAGAGAGUUAGACGAGUGGGAGCAGACACUGGGUGGAAGAGCAGGCACCAAAGAGAACAAAAUCAUGAAGAAGGAUUUUGACGGUGACGGGUAUGCGAAGACACACAAAACCGAAUUCGACGACUUAAUAGCACGAGCGCGACAGAAGCGUGCCACACCCAAGACGGAUAGCGAAACACCAACAGAGCGGAAUACGCCCUCGGAUGAGCAACAUACAGAAUCACAGGAUCGCCAAUCAUUGCCAGUCAAUGGUACCGAAACUCCCUCCCACGGCCCAUCGUCGGCGCAAACACCCUCAGAUCUACAUACACAUCCCUCGAACAAUCUCAACCCUCACGAAAUGAACGGCACAGUCGCAAGUAUACACGCGAAAGUUGAGGAGGCCAACAACAUACCCGACAAAGUAUCUGCAUCGACGCCCGAGCAUUCAGUGGAAAGUGCAACACGGCGUGGGUCAGUGGCUAUGGAGGGAAUACAAAACUCUUUAGGAAGUCCCAGUCGCAAGAUGUCUCUGCUUGCACUUCCUGAAGAGCCGGUCAGAGAUGUGGAGGGAGGUACGGCUGCGUAA
This is a messenger RNA of Alternaria ventricosa, 1176 nucleotides long. RefSeq lists its product as uncharacterized. Gene Ontology annotation, cellular component: nucleus; Rad6-Rad18 complex. Gene Ontology annotation, molecular function: single-stranded DNA binding; ubiquitin protein ligase activity. Lineage: Eukaryota; Fungi; Ascomycota; Dothideomycetes; Pleosporales; Pleosporaceae. The coding region runs from base 1 to 1176 and encodes 391 amino acids. Gene Ontology annotation, biological process: DNA damage tolerance; protein monoubiquitination. The transcript has 2 exons. The record is from RefSeq and is a predicted model, not a curated record.